Molecule: messenger RNA, 878 nt
Organism: Telopea speciosissima
Lineage: Eukaryota; Viridiplantae; Streptophyta; Magnoliopsida; Proteales; Proteaceae
Product: bZIP transcription factor 11-like
Exons: 1
Coding region: 101-565 (154 amino acids)
Biological process (GO): positive regulation of DNA-templated transcription
Cellular component (GO): nucleus
Molecular function (GO): transcription cis-regulatory region binding; DNA-binding transcription factor activity
Source: RefSeq, a predicted model, not a curated record
UUUUAAGAAUUUGGGUCCUGCGUCUUUGUUGCAUUAAGGUCUAAUCCAAUCCCUCUACUUGGUUUAUUAUAUAAUUUUCUGCUGUAAAUAUACCAUCACCAUGGCUUCCUCUUCUGGAACUUCUUCUGGGUCGACUCUGCUUCCAAACUCUGGUUCAGAAGAAGACCUUCAACUUGUAAUGGAUCAAAGGAAAAAGAAGAGAAUGCUAUCAAACCGUGAAUCGGCGAGAAGAUCGAGGAUGCGGAAACAGAAGCACUUGGAUGAACUGAUGGCCCAAAUGGCUCAGCUCAGGAAGGAGAAUAACCAGAUCCUUUCAAGUAUGAACUUCACCACUCAACACUACUUGGCCAUUGAAGCUGAGAAUUCAGUUUUGAGAGCUCAGAUGGGGGAGUUGAACAACAGAUUGCAGUCCCUUAAUGAGAUCAUCCAGUACAUAAAUGUGAGCAAUAACAGUUUUGAAACCGAGGAAACUCUAAUCGGUGCUGAUAGCUUCAUGAAUCCAUGGAAUUCACUCUAUCUAAAUCAGCAACCUAUCAUGGCUUCUGCAGACAUGUUUCAAUACUGAAACUCCUUCACCCAUGGCUGAGAAGCUUGAGACUGCAAGUCUGCAAGAAUGGUUUGUUUGUGUUGUCAGUGGUGUUUGUUUAGGUUCUCAAUGAGUGUAGAGCUACAAGAGGGUUUCUUUUUUUAACUCUCUCUGUCUCUCUGUGACACUCUUUGUAAGUUCUAGCUCCCUUUCAUCUAUUAGGGCCUAAGGGCCUAAUAUUAGGGGUAGAAGUUAAAAAUAAUAAUAAUAAAAAAAAGUAAAAUGAGGGAUUUGGUUGUUGGGUUACUGGUCUGGUCUGUAGAUGUUCUAUACAAACAAGGAUUCAGAGCUA